AUGCCUAAAAUCUUUUUGAUAAAAAAGCGGCUCCACGAGCAGCAGCUCGGCUUGCAAGAGGGGCAGGAGUUGCUCGCGAGCAAGGCGGACACCCUGUGCCCCGGCUCGCCGCUAGACGACGGGCCAAUUCCCCUGCUCUCCAAAAAGGAUAAGGAAUGCGUCGAUCGCGACGUUUUUGGAGAACACAAUGGAAACAAAUCACCCAACGAGAGACGGACUAAAGAACCAAGAAGAUUCAUAUCAUCGAUUCUUGGAGGUGAAAUUCCUUAUGGCAGUCACAGAGGACACGUUUUGACACAGGCUGAAAGAAAGCAAUAUUUGCCAGUAGCUGUUGAUAGCAAAAAAGUAGAAGAAAAGCCUUUAAUAAAAGAGGAGAAGGAUGCACUUCAAAGUGAACCGGUAGUUCUUCCACCACGGAAUUCUCCUUCUCCGGAAUCGGCACCUUCACCUGGAAUAGAUAAUGUUACAUGUCAAAAAGUAUCUGUUAUUCAAAGAACGCCUGCACAGUCACAGUUUCAAAACAACAAAAAGGAAUUGUCAGAUGUUCGCCUUCCAGUUACUUUACCUUCAUCAGAACCUGAACAAGAUCAGCCAAUAGAUUAUGUAAUAGCUAAAAAGAGAGGAGAAACUGAAGAUGAAGAAACUGAAAAGAAAAUAAGAGAGCAAAGGCGAACGAGUAGUUCUAAAAUUGCUAAUAGCAUUCUGGCUAGGCCAAUUCUUGUCUUAAGAAAUCGUCCUGGAACUAAGCUGCCCGGUAUUAUGAACGCCGCUGCGGGUCACGGCCGAUCAACAAAUGGAAAUAGUUCAAAUUCUGGUUCUCAGAAUACGAGUGGCUCAGGGAACUUUAGCUCCAGUGGCGGCAGCGCAGCACCUUCUUCGGGAGGUGGUGGUGGAGCUCUUGGGGGUGGGUCUGGUAGUGGAGGCAACGGAGGACGCGACGGAAGAUCUAACUAUGGACCUAAUAGCCCACCCACAGGAAGUCUACCACCUUUUUACGAAACUUUGGGGCCAAACACCAAAGGAGGCCAGAACUCAUUCAACGCAAAUAGCAAUUUUACAAAUGAAUUUAAUAUGAUGAAUGGCUUCAAUAUGGAAUGUGAAAAUACAGAAAACGCUAAUACAAACUUCCCAGAACAAAGUAAGCAAUACUCUUUGAUGCAAAAUGCACACUAUGGAAUAGCGUUAAAGGACGAAGAAAUUGACUAUGAUAGAAUUGAGAAUAAAUUAGAGAAUCUUGGUUCAAUCGGAGGUUACAGUAACAAUUUCGAUGACUCAAUGGUAGUUGAUAUGGGUGACGAUGUGAUUGAUAACAACCAAUUUUACACAACUUUGACAUUUGCCCCUAACGAAGGAAUUUUAAGUAAUCUCUCUGACUCAACUGACAUAACUGAUCUAUUAAAUAACCACGUCGAACAAAUCACGGAUUCAGAGAUACGAGAGUCAUCAUCAAUCACCCCAGACUCUGUGCACAAUGGUGUCGAUAUUGAAUCACUAGCAGAGCAAGUUAAUCUAAGCAGACAGUAUUAUGAAAAAGCUAACUAUAUCGCCUUUGCAAAUCAAGAGCAAGGAUCUUCAUAUGGUUUUCCCAAAGAAAGGCCAGAUUUAUUAAUGCAACUUAAUCCAGCCCUUCUUCCCCACAACGAAGGGCAAAUGCAGCAACUUCAAAUUCAUGUGCAACUUCAACAAAGGCAACAAAUUCUAUCUCCUGGUUUCCCCUUCACUAGUCACUCCCUGGACUUGGAUUCUCCAACCGGUGUAUCUCUUCCAUCACCCGGCGGCAACAGCUCUCUGGAUGGCAACAAUCACAUCGAGAACUCAUCUUUAAGCCCGGCAGCUGCUGUAAGUCUGAAGAAAGGCUCUAUCGCCGAUAGCAAAAUUCAAAUUUUGCAACAAAGGUUGGGCCUGCCAUCGGAACUACCCCUAGAAUUUAUUAACGGCGGCCACGGAGUAAAGAAUCCUCUUGCCACAGAAGCGAAUGCCCGACAACGAGAGGAGGAGAAAAAUAAACAAGUAUUAGUGAGCGAGGAUGAUCCAACGAAGUUCGUGUGCAGAGUGUGCUCCAAGAACUUUACCCUGCAAAGGCUUCUAAAUCGGCACAUGAAGUGUCACUCUGAUGUUAAACGAUACCUUUGCACAUUCUGCGGUAAAGGUUUCAAUGACACAUUUGACCUGAAAAGACACACGAGAACACAUACCGGUGUCCGACCAUACAAAUGCAAUCUGUGUGAAAAAUCCUUCACCCAGAGAUGCUCAUUAGAAUCACAUUGCCUGAAAGUGCAUGGAGUACAACACACUUAUGCCUACAAAGAAAGAAGGACUAAGAUGUAUGUAUGUGAAGAAUGCGGACACACAACCUCCGAGCCUGAGGAACAUUACAUGCAUCUCAAGAAGCAACACCCAUAUUCUCCAGCAUUACUAAAAUUUUACGAUAAGCGACACUUCAAAUUCACAAAUGCCACAUUUGCAAAUCAGCUACUAGGUCAAUUACCAAUGCCAGUUCACAACUAA
Pieris macdunnoughi is the source of this 2508-nucleotide messenger RNA. Lineage: Eukaryota; Metazoa; Arthropoda; Insecta; Lepidoptera; Pieridae. The record is from the annotation of a GenBank genome assembly.